AUGGGUGAGUCGGUGAGACUCCGCCGGAGCCAAACCUGCGUCGAUUCAUCAUCGGAGAAAGAUACAACAGACGCUGGCUUGUCUGGUAAAGAUGAGUCCGAUAGCUACGACUCAGAGACAGAGUCAAACCGGAGCUCCGACUCCGAGACCGAGUCGAACCGGAGCUCUGACUCCACAACCACGAAGGGGCUGACGGCGAUCAUUCGAGUCUUGUCUGAUUCGAUGCUGAGAACGGAAAUGGCGGAGAUGGAGAUGAUCAAGGCUCGUGAGGCAGCACGAUGGGAAGCUGAGAAGAAAAGGCUGGAAACGGAGCUCGAGAUGACUCGGAUGGUGCUUCAGACUCAUUUGGAGGUGACAACGUCGUUACUCUCCGGAGAACAGAAGUUUCCUCAGUCAUGGAGGAAGAGGAAGAGAUCAGAAGUUGUGGAACACGAGUCCUCAACAACAAGGGGAAAGAGAUUAGCUUUAUUGGGCUUACUCCAACUUAACCUCAUCUUCUGGAACUCAUUGACCUGA
Messenger RNA from Microthlaspi erraticum, 516 nucleotides. The record is from the annotation of a GenBank genome assembly. Lineage: Eukaryota; Viridiplantae; Streptophyta; Magnoliopsida; Brassicales; Brassicaceae.